CUUCUUACAAUUUAUCACAGGACGACACGACAAUAAUUUAUAAUGCAAUCUGGAUUGUAUAUUAGCAUGGUGCAGAUAUGAAUGCUAUUCCCCUAUUUGCAUUCACCGAUCGUACGACUUAUAGCUGCUCUGCUUUAUUUGCUCCAGGUACCGAAUUGUGGAGGUUCACGUGACGAAAGCAUGACCUUUACCAGCCUUUGGUAAAUCACCUUCAAAAGAGAAUCAGAUCCAAUAGGGGCGAGCUAUGGCUUCCUUUGGGUCUUCACCGGUCUAUACCGUGCCGCGCCGAAAGGUUGUUGCUGUGGAGCACCCGAUGGCAAUCAACGAUGUCGACAGUACCAUGAAGACUUUUGGCAGAGGCGCGCCGUUAGCCCAGAUACUUGAUGCCGAAGAUUAUGAUGGUUGCCUGCCACUGUUUUUGCGCCCAGAGGACCCAUCGUGUCCUCCCAAUCUGUCACAAAAUGCACCUACCAAUAAUGUGUUGCUGAAAGUCACCAUCCCCAAGAGGACAGGCCGCAAGCGCAAACGGGGCUCCCAGGAUCCUUUUGAGUACCACCUAGACAUGCAGGAACCAGAACCUGAGCCAAUAGCCCAUGACGAUCAGCCACCAGGGCUACUGUCACACUCACGACUUGAUGAUCCUAGCUAUCUACAGAAGAGACUGAGAGAUUGCCGUGGAUAUUAUCACAUCCAGCCUGUAGGCUCUAUCGAACAGACUCAUCGGUAUAGGGGGCUCUCAGAUUUCCACUAUUCCACCACGCAUGGCAACUAUAUGACAAAAUUCCGUAACACUAUUAUGACCGGUGAUCUGGAUAAGAUCAAACAAUACAAGCUCGAUCCUAGUCGCGGCCCAAAGCAAAUGACAGAGCUUAUCCCGCCUCCAACAAUGACCGAUCAUCCCCUUCCUUUCAACUGGGGCUACCAUCAAAAUCCAACAAUCAGAGUAACUACAGACCAUCAGACUGGUAAGAAGACACUUAUUAACCAUUCCACCCCGGCGAGACUUGCCACCCUCUACGUUGCCCACGACAUCCCAGUCACACCUUCGGGUCCAACGAACCCUCCGCCCGACGACCCCCUCCUCAUCUCUGUCAUCGAAGAGCUUCAGGCUGCUCUCGCUGAGCGCCCAAUAUGGACCCGCCGGGCGAUCAUGAACCGCAUCGGCGCCUCCCCAGGUGUCUACCUCCUCAAGCCAGCGAUGCAGUACGUGGGCUACCAAUUCCGCGGUGGUCCCUGGCGUGACGCCAUCAUCCGGUACGGCGUAGAUCCUCGCACAGAUCCCAAAUACCGCUUCUACCAGACGCUAUUCUUUAAGAUCUACGACGAGGUUGAGAAGGUGCCUGGGCAGCCUUGGACGGAUAUCAGGUCGGAGUAUACACGGCGCGCGCAGGUUACAGAUAUCUCCCUCGACAGCCACAUCUUCGACGGUACGAAGCUGUCGCUCGAUGGCAAAAUCUGGCAGGUCUGCGAUAUUACCGAUCCGAUGAUUCAGCGCCUCGCAUCGACGUCAACAUUACGCUCAACCUGCGAUCUCGAAGUCAACGGCUGGUACUGCAACGGGACAUGGGCGAAGAUCAAGGCCGUGAUGCGGACAAAGAUAUCUGCAAUCCGUGCGGGCAAGCACGUCCCAGACGAAGCCUUCGAGACCGUCCUCAAAGUCCCAGACUUCGUGGAGGAGAAAGCCAAGGCUGGCAAGGUUUCCAUCCCGAUGCCUGAUCUGAAGAAAGUCGGUAUUAAGGUGGGGGAGAGCGUGAACGGGGCGAGGAAGAAGAGAAUCAGAAUGGCGGCUAGGAGAUGGAAGGCCGGCGGCGCGAAAAUCCCAGGGUUGAGUGCUGUGCCUGAGGAUAUAGCGGUGACUGGCGAUGGUAGUACGGCUGCUGAAGAGUCGGUUGAGACUAUGACGGAAGAUCAGAAUGCGAGCGUCUACGGAACGGAGCAAGAUUACGAUGAGGAUGAGAUGAUAGAGGAAGAAUAUGAUGACGAAGGAGGACACGAUGAAGAUGAGGAUGAAGUUGAUUACGAUGAGGCAGAGUCCGAAUCCGAAGGUGCAGGGGAUAGUGGGGGCGAUGAAGAGGAUGACAUAAACUCUCCUAAAUAGAAAUGCAGAAUGCAUCAAUAAUAAUGAGACGAUAACAAUAGAGAGAUAAAGUAUAGUUUCUAUAGCUCUAUUUUAUAUAUGAACUCCGUCAUACC
Molecule: messenger RNA, 2193 nt
Organism: Pseudogymnoascus verrucosus
Lineage: Eukaryota; Fungi; Ascomycota; Leotiomycetes; Thelebolales; Thelebolaceae
Gene: TFC1
Product: tau 95 subunit of transcription factor TFIIIC
Exons: 2
Coding region: 245-2098 (617 amino acids)
Biological process (GO): transcription initiation at RNA polymerase III promoter
Cellular component (GO): transcription factor TFIIIC complex
Source: RefSeq, a predicted model, not a curated record